AAACUGCCUCUCCACUCCCAGUCCCCCCCGACUGUCUUCUGAACUCUGAGACAGCCUCCAGCAACAUCAUCAUCAUCAUCAUCAGCAGCAGCAGUACUACAGCACCCUCCCUCACCCAAAUGCAACAGCGCGGAGAGUAAAGCGAGCCCGUAGGAGCAGCAGUCCGGACUUACACUCACUGUUCAUGCCCAAACAGCGAUGGAGGAGCAGCCAGGAACACAGCACUCAGUCUGCAGGACGUGCAGGAGGACCAGCAAGCAGAAGACAACGAUGCCUUCGUCGAGUUACGUUUGGCUCUUCGCGGUGGCAGUGGCACUGUGCUCAUGUCAAGCCUCGGCGGAGACACUGUGUGGAGGAGAACUGGUGGACACUCUACAGUUCGUGUGUGAAGACAGAGGCUUUUAUUUCAGCAGGCCCUACAGAUCAAACAGCCGCCGUUCUCACAGAGGGAUAGUGGAGGAAUGCUGCUUUCGGAGCUGUGAUUUGAACCUGCUGGAGCAGUAUUGUGCAAAGCCUGCAAAGUCUGAGCGAGAUGUCUCUGCCACUUCACUGCAGGUCAUUCCAGUGUUACAGACUCUUCACAAAGAUGGCUCAAGAAAGCCCCUUAAUGUGAGAUUCUCCAAAUAUGAGGUGUGGCAACAGAAGGCUCAAAGGCUGAGGAGAGGGGUCCCCAACAUCCUCCGUGCUAAAAGGUUCAGGAGGCAGGCUGAGAAUAUCCAGGCCCAGGAGGAAUCUGAUUUUCACCGGCCUUUGAUGACCGUGCCCAACAGACGUCCACCUAUGCUCUCACGCUCGCACAACCACGCCAACCACAACUGAAGCCAAAAGCACCCAAUUGUCAGAAAAAAGGGAUUACAACCCCUGGCCUUCAUGAACCCUGCCAUUGCAAAUACAGAUAUGAACAUUCUGUGUUAUCUCCCACCUUACCCAGCACAAGAGAUGUUAGAGCUGAAUGUAAGAGCGAUGGAUCAGGCGACUGGAGAGAUGAAUGCAGUCUCUGACUCAUAAACAGAGUGGAUGUCCAGAACUGACACUGAUGAGUCAUGAAAGUCUUCAAAUAUGAAAGUCUCCAUUCCACAAAAUCCAACUCCGGGACAAAGGCUGACUCUGUCUCGUUUGCACCUGUGAUUCAAAAGUUCCACUAUAGGGAACAAUUUUAUUGAAAUUAGGUUCCCUAAUACGCACCUUUCAGCCACCCCAAACUGUGGUGCAAUAAUGAAGAAAAACAUCAGCAGGUUGCACAAAGCCACAGACAAUGAUAAUGGCACUAUUUUUUUUUCUAUGAACUGCUCGAUAUGAUAAUUUUAUGGUGCUACCUUUGGGGAAAGGACUCAAAGAAGAGACAAAGAAGAGACUGAAAGCAAUUUACUCUUGUCAUCAUGUUAAACUUUCCGUUUUAGGAAAAAAAAACAAGACAGUGUAAGAAGAGUAGCUUGAUAUGGGAUGAGCUACAGCAACUCAAGCUGUACUCUGAGAUCCAUUGUGUGGGCUGCGGAGAAUGAAGACAAAGCCCAAAGCUGUCGCGUGAGAUAGCUUCUAGAUAGGAUGAGGAAAACAUCGAGGAAUACCAUUGUUAAGGACAUUUGUGACCAAGUCAAGUUUUGGACUUUGAACAAGAGCAGUUUUAAGAUGCCACAUACUUGUACCAUAACAUUCCAGUCUAAAUCUUGUUAUCCAUUUUAUCAAUUAUUUCCUGUCUUAACUGCAUAUAUACAGUACAAAAUGGAACAAUCAUUUCAGUGGGAACAGCAAUAAUGUCUUCUUGCAUAUCUUCAAUGUACAACAGUAGUAUUCCAGUGCUUUUGCUUGAAAUGAAAUACUUGAAUAUGUAUAAUUAGUCUCCAGGGACAUCAUGUCAUUGACCUUAUGAGUAGUCUGUAUGAGCAGUUUUCUUGCAAAAAUGAGCCGCCAAGCGUUUUCCUUGGUUCAGAUACAAAUAAUGGCACUGUAUAAAGGCAUUAUUUAUUUUGAUAUAAGCAUAUGAAAAUGGUCCCAAUGAUAGCACACAUCCAUAACUGGCAGAUUUGUGUUACACUAUUGUUUUGUUUGUACUGCUUAUGUAUGUAGAUGCUUUGUACCAAAAAGUCUUCUCUUUUUUAAGUAAAGUCAAUGGAAGCUUCAAAA
Pygocentrus nattereri (red-bellied piranha) is the source of this 2124-nucleotide messenger RNA. RefSeq names its product insulin-like growth factor 2a (gene igf2a). Gene Ontology annotation, molecular function: growth factor activity; hormone activity. The transcript has 4 exons. The record is from RefSeq and is a predicted model, not a curated record. Lineage: Eukaryota; Metazoa; Chordata; Actinopteri; Characiformes; Serrasalmidae. The coding region runs from base 199 to 819 and encodes 206 amino acids. Gene Ontology annotation, cellular component: extracellular region.